Molecule: messenger RNA, 1762 nt
Organism: Bombus pascuorum
Lineage: Eukaryota; Metazoa; Arthropoda; Insecta; Hymenoptera; Apidae
Product: probable chitinase 2
Exons: 8
Coding region: 157-1491 (444 amino acids)
Biological process (GO): chitin catabolic process; carbohydrate metabolic process
Cellular component (GO): extracellular region
Molecular function (GO): chitin binding; chitinase activity
Source: RefSeq, a predicted model, not a curated record
ACAAGAAUUUUCAACAACAGGUUUUAGCUCCGUCCUUUUUCAAGCUACACGCACGAAUGCUUUUCUUCUUCUCCGAGGAUUGAAGUACCGUAUUGUGGUCAAGUGAAAGCUAUCUACCAGGGCAAUAACUCGGCAUUCACGUAGCGGUUCUCGAUAAUGAAGGCGUGUAUCUUCCUAUCUCUGCUUACAAUAUUAUUCUUCUGUAGCAAUGGUAUUCUAGCUCUAUUAAGGAUUAAGCAUAACAAGGUAGUAACUUGUUAUGUCGCUUCCUGGGCCGUUUAUAGAAAUAAUGAUGGAAAAUUUGGAAUCCCUCAUAUCCGUCCGGAACUUUGCACGCACAUCAUAUACGCGUUCGCCGGAUUAGACAGCACAUCAUGGACCAUUAAGAGCCUCGAUCCCAACAUAGAUAUUGACAAGGAUAAUUACAAAAAAAUGACCGAACUUCGUGAACAGUAUCCAGGUUUAAACAUCCUACUCGCAAUCGGAGGAUGGAACGAGGGUAGUAAAAAUUACUCUUUACUCGCUUCAUCCCCUACACGAAGAGCUACAUUCGUUAAGAGCGUAGUGGACUUCCUUGAGGAAUACAAGUUCGAUGGAUUCGAUCUAGAUUGGGAAUAUCCGGGAUCACGGGGUGGUAAUCCAGAAGACAAAUUAUAUUUUGCCAUUCUUGUGAAGCAAUUAAAAGAAGCAUUCAACGAGUCCAACUAUCUACUAACAGCAGCUUUAGGUUCUAAUAAAGCAAUUAUCGAUACGGCAUACGAUAUUCCCGAAAUUUCCAAAUAUCUCGACUAUAUCCAUGUAAUGGCCUAUGAUUAUCAUGGAUCAUGGGAUAUGAAAGUGCUUCCGAAUGCACCAUUAAGAAGUGGAGACGGUCUGAGCGUGAUGGACACACUUAAUUAUUUGUUAAGUAAAGGUGCACCAGCGAAUAAAACAAUCUUAGGCCUGCCCAUGUAUGGCAGAACUUAUAUAUUGGCAAGCAAAUUAAAUUCUUCCCAAGAAAGUCCAAUUAAUCGAACAACCAUAACAAGUGGAUUUAAGGGGCCUUACACUGACCAAGAAGGUUUUAUGGGAUUUAAUGAAAUUUGUGAAGAAUUAGUGAGUCAUAAAGGUAACUGGACUUCUGGCUGGGAUAAUACUAGCGAUACACCUUAUGUCAUUAACGAUGAUCAUGUUAUAGUAUAUGAUAAUCUCAGGAGUUUAAAAGCAAAGAUCGAAUACGCAAUGAGCUUAAAAUUAGCCGGUGUAAUGAUUUGGAGCAUCGAUACUGACGAUUUCCAUGGAAAGUGCGCAAAUCUCUUUAAAGGCUCUUUAAAUUUAACAGAUAUGACAUAUCCUUUACUAAGAUGGAUUAAUAUAGUUGUAUCUGAAAAUAGUCAGAUAAUCAGUGAUAAAGAUAAUGUAAACAUAGGUAAAGAUAAUUCAUCUUCCAUCACAAAAUUUUCUCAUAACUUUAUCUUAAUAAUAUUAAUAUCUCUUGCAUACUAUAUUUAAAGACAGCUGGUAAUAGCUGGAAAAAUAGUACCAAAAAGUUUAUGAAACUUGGAUACAUUUAUCCUAAGGACUGAUUUGCUUUUCUUUAUUGUUUCGAAAAUGUUCCUCUAAAGCUGUCUUUCCAUUUUUAUGUUUAUGCUAAUCUAUUGUAAUAAUAAAUGUAACCUACCGAAUGUCAUACUGCUUAUGCUAAUGGCAUAUCAUUAUAAUUAUUCGUGUAUAUAUAGUAAUAAAGAGAUUUCCUAUUUGGAUUAAAAAUAUAUGAAAUAAA